Actinia tenebrosa (Australian red waratah sea anemone) is the source of this 1177-nucleotide messenger RNA. RefSeq lists its product as uncharacterized. NCBI's taxonomy places the organism in Eukaryota, Metazoa, Cnidaria, Anthozoa, Actiniaria, Actiniidae. Gene Ontology annotation, molecular function: ATP binding; protein kinase activity. The record is from RefSeq and is a predicted model, not a curated record. Gene Ontology annotation, biological process: necroptotic signaling pathway; protein phosphorylation.
CUUACUUCCGCCAUUACUUGUACUCACAAGCUUCAAUCCAUGUAGUGAGUAGUCUCAUUAUGUAUGAAACAUGGAGAACGGCCUACAGAAAUAUAUAUUAUUGAAUGACAGAUUUGGAGAGCACGUGGAAAAAGUCUGCUGUUCGAAGAAAACAAUACCUAUUCAACUUUUUCGAGGUGAUAUAUUGGAGUGUUUACCUGAAUCAGAGCAACCAAAAGACCCUAAAAAGAUCGCUCUAAGUUCAAUGGACUUAAACAUAAACAUCGAACUAGAAUGCCCUUUGCUGGGUGUUUCAAAGCUAACAGACAGCGAAGCUGACUUGCUUCUUUCUGUCUCUUCAUUAGAGGAAAGGUUUCGUGUUUAUCUAAACGAGAGGAAUCUUCUACAGCAGUCCAAUUUAGAUGUUGGUCAUAAAGUUUUUGUCCGAAUAGGCACUACACGAGAACUUGAUGGAAUUAUUUGGUACAAGGGACGUUUACAUGGACAUAAUGGUACUUGGUUUGGUGUAGAGCUGUUGGGAAAGGAAUCUGAAGGACAGGGCACAUGUGAUGGUACAUUUAGAAACAAAACAUUUUUCGCUUGCCCGGCAGACCGUGGUGUUUUUGUUGCAGUAGAUGCACUACGUCCUCGGCAAGAACAAGAUAAGCCUCCUCAGAAAGAAACAACAAUAUUCUCUACCUUAAAGUAUAUGAUACCAUCAUUUUCAAGCAAAGAUACUUCUGCAGUUAGAAACAUGGCAAUAGGACAUAAGUUAAAAAUUGACCAGAGAGUUGUCGUAUUUCCAGAGAWUGAUGAUGAUAAAGUGCCACUGAGGGGGACCGUGCGGUACAUAUCUAAACGAGUAGACAGUCAUGGUGAUUGUCCUGUUGGAAUAGAACUUGAUCGUAAAAAAGGAAAGGGAACUGGAGAGUUCAAAGAAAGACAACGAUUUGUUUGUAGAGAAGGGUAUGCAUUUUUUGUACCGGUGACUUCUGUCAUCCCUGAGGAGGAUUUUGAUGGUGCAAGAACAGAGAAUUCUCAAGAAUCCUCGUCAAGUGAAGCAGAUGGUCUUGGUUCAUCUAUAGAAAAUACCGUGCAUUUUCACCAGAUGUUUAGAGCAUCUUGUUCGCUUAUUAAAUCUGGAAGAUGUGAUCCCUAUGUCACAGAGAACGUUGACACUCGUGAAAUCAAAAGUUAA